Molecule: messenger RNA, 3443 nt
Organism: Nerophis lumbriciformis (worm pipefish)
Lineage: Eukaryota; Metazoa; Chordata; Actinopteri; Syngnathiformes; Syngnathidae
Product: RAS guanyl-releasing protein 1-like
Biological process (GO): Ras protein signal transduction
Cellular component (GO): plasma membrane
Molecular function (GO): guanyl-nucleotide exchange factor activity; calcium ion binding
Source: RefSeq, a predicted model, not a curated record
UGUGUGUGUGUGUGUGUGAAUGCAACGUGCUGCUGAGAGCUGAGCACCAGUGAGGCAAGCAAAGUGAUCAGAUGCUCCCAUCAAGGAGGACGCAGAUGGACAGCUUAGUACAGCCUCUCGUCGCCCAGUAUCUCGCCAUGGGCUGUCAAUCAAAAGACAACAACAAAAGUGCAAGUAUACCUGCGGACGAUAAGAGCAAAGACGAUGUGAAAAUGACUCCAGGAUGUGGCUCCAGGUCUCGAGUUUCCCCUCCUGGAUGUCCUCAAAGGUUCCACAAGCCCAAUCCAGUUCCGACCCCCACAAGUAAACCCAUGGCAUCCCUAGGUCACCUCACCAAAGGGGCCAGCUGGGAGGAGCUCAUCCAGGCUUGUUUGCAGGCCUUUGAUUCGGACGGCUGUGUAUGCGAGCGCAGCCACUUGUUGAACAUCACCCUGACCAUGCAUCGUCUCCUAAUGUCCUCCAGUGAUCUUCUGGAUAAACUCACCGCUCUAUUUAAAACGGCCAUGGACAACGAGCAGCCAGAAGAGUGCCAAAGGAUAUGCUACCUCAUCAGGCAUUGGAUUCAGGAAUUCUGGAUGAUGUUCAGGUUGCACCACAGCUUGUCAGACAGCUUGGACCAACUCCGGGAUCUGAUCAUGGAGCAUGGACAGGAGCAUCUUUGCUCUCUUCUAGAGACCAAAUGGAUAAAUGAACGGGACUGGUCAUGGAAGGCCAGCCAGAAGAUCAAAGCUAACAGCAGCAAAAAGAGAAAAGUCUCUCUUCUUUUUGACCACCUGGAGCCCAUUGAACUGGCCGAGCAUCUCACCUUCCUGGAGUUUAAAUCAUUCUGCAGAAUAUCAUUUGUAGACUAUCAGAAAUACAUACGCAACUGCUGCAUGAAGGACAUCCCCUUGAUGGAACGUUCCAUCGCCCUGUGUAACGGUGUCUCCCAGUGGGUUCAGCUGAUGGUGCUGAGCAGGCCGACUGCUCAGUUGAGAGCUGAGGUUUUCACCAAGUUCAUCCACGUGGCACAGGUUUUACACCUCAUGCACAACUACAACACGCUAAUGGCAGUGGUUGGAGGGCUUUGUCACAGCUCCAUAUCAAGACUGAAGGACACCACCUCCCAUGUACCCAAUGAAGUCAUCAAGGUGUUGAAUGAAAUUACAGACCUGCUGUCCUCCUGUCGAAACUUUGAUAACUACAGACAAGCAUUCAACAGGUGUGCAGGUUUUAAAAUCCCCAUCCUUGGGGUUCACCUCAAAGACCUAAUUUCAGUCAACGAGGCAAUGCCGGACUAUGUGGAGGACAAUAAAGUCAACGUCCAGAAGCUCCAGGCGCUCUACAGCCACAUUAACGAGCUGAUCCAGCUUCAGCAGAUCCCCCCUAAGCUGGACGCCAACAAAGACCUCGUCCAUCUGCUGACGCUGUCCUUGGACCUUUACUACACCGAGGAUGAAAUCUAUGAACUCUCCUAUGCUCGGGAGCCCAGACACUGUAAAACCACUCCAGCCACCCCCUCUAGACCUCCAGUGGUUGUGGACUGGGUAUCAGGAGUUACUCCCAAACCUGACCCCCGAACCAUCAGCAAGCACGUGCAGAGGAUGGUGGAUUCCGUGUUUAAGAACUACGAUCACCACGAGAACGGCUUUAUUUCUCAAGAGGACUUUGAGAAAAUUGCUGCCAGUUUCCCCUUCUCCUUCUGUGUCAUGGACAAAGAUAAAGAGGGUCUUGUCAGUAGAGAUGAGAUCACAGCUUAUUUCAUGCGUGCCAGUGUCAUCUGCUCCAAACUGGGCCUGGGCUUUGUCCACAACUUUCAGGAGACAACGUACAUGAAGCCCACCUUCUGUGACAAUUGCUCAGGAUUUCUGUGGGGCGUCAUCAAGCAAGGCUACAGAUGCAAAGACUGCGGGAUGAAUUGUCACAAGCUGUGCAAAGACCAGGUGGCUUUUGAGUGCAAGAAGAACACUAAAGUGAACAAUAACGCCACUGACAGUCCCACGCCUUGCUCCACAAAUGUGACCACGGGAACAUCUGAGGGUUCAGACGAAUGUCCUUUCCAGUACUUGUCUGAUGACAGCAAAGAGUGGAGUCCGGACUCUCCAGUCACCUCACAUUUGGGGAUAAACAGGGUCCACAGCGCCACCCAGACAGAGGGUCCACCGCUGUCCCCUGAAGCCACUUGGCCUCAUCCGUCCCUUCUUGUCCUGGCGCCCCCAACUUCGCCGACAUGUCCCAGCCCACUGCUCCAGAGGAAACAGCGACACUGUGCCAAGUGGGAGAACCGAGCUUCUCUUAUGCAGAAGCCCAGAGAGCCCGAAGAAGAAUACAAUCAACCAGUCAGCGAAACCCUUCAAUCAGAGAACCAGAGGCUCCAGAAAGCCAACGAGACACUACACAGGAAGUUAAAUAAGGCAGAGCAAGAGGUGGAGGUGUUAAAGACGCUGCUGAAGAGGCACACGCUUCAUCCUGUGGAAGAAGACGACGACGACUCCUAGAUAGAUCAAGUAGUGUGUACAUAUCAUGAGAUAUCCACCUGGCAGUCCAGAUUGAAUAAACAGUACAGUGCAACCUCCAAAUUUAAACACUCCAAUUUGGACCUACAUUUUUCUUAAAUGUAAAACAAAACUAUCUUUGAGCAUGACUUCAUGUGACAUGCCAACAAAGCUUUUGAACUUUUUCAUUGGCUUUUUUGUGAUGCCAUUACAGAAGGCUACCCGUGAUGACAGAGAGCUUAUAGUAAAGUAGUAAAGUAUCCGGCUGCUAAACAAUUAGACAUUUAUUUAACAUUGUUAUUAUUAUAUAUUAUUCAUUUUCUUUAUAUGUUACAGGAAACAGUGUUGUGUUGGCCAGAAACAGUAGUUUUAUUCAUUUACUGUAUGUUUUAAAGUGGAUAACUUGUUUUUUUACACUUGUAGUUAUAGUAAGAAUGUUAAAAAUGUUACUUAAAACAUCACCUGUACAGUUAAUACAGUUUUUUAAAAUCUAUUUUAUUUAUUUUUUUGACAAAAUGACAAAGUCAACCAGCAACCUUUGUAGGUUCCACUGUACUGUAAGACGUUGAUAAACAUGAAACUGAAUGCAUACACCAGUUAAGGUAUUUAGAAACUUACAAGGAUGUUUACCAGUAAAAACACCGAUUCAGCAUGAUAAGCAAAUAAGAAGAUUGUAUGAUGCCCAUGGAACAUGUGUAUUAUUGUAAUUAUAGUCAUUUAGAAUGGCGCCUAAUGAUAAUUUUUGCAUCCUUUCCAUGUUCAUUGUCUGAAACACUACAGAGUUCAACACACAUUUUUGUACAUUGGUCCGUACUGGUCAAUGUUGUUGUUUUUUGCUUAUGAGCAGCUUAUUGAGCAGUCUUUUGUGUCAAUGCUCUACAGUGUGAGAGUAGGUGGUGGCGUCCUCGGCAUCUUUUUGGUCAGUAUUGUGAGCUUGUUGAAAGUAAAUGCUGGGAACUGAGUAAGAAA